Molecule: messenger RNA, 780 nt
Organism: Spinacia oleracea (spinach)
Lineage: Eukaryota; Viridiplantae; Streptophyta; Magnoliopsida; Caryophyllales; Amaranthaceae
Product: heat shock 70 kDa protein 16
Exons: 4
Coding region: 127-477 (116 amino acids)
Biological process (GO): protein folding
Cellular component (GO): cytosol; nucleus
Molecular function (GO): ATP binding; ATP-dependent protein folding chaperone
Source: RefSeq, a predicted model, not a curated record
UAGUACAAUACAAAAAAUAUAUAGGUAGGGUAUGAGUAUGAACUUAUAAAGGGGGUGGGAAUUAGUGAUAAAGAUUUUGGAAAACCUAUUUUUUUCGCAGGCGUGCUAGGACUCUCCUGGGGGCUUAUGGUCAGCAGGAUUUGUUCAAGGAAGAUGAAGUUCCAAUUGAUGUUCGUUGAAUUUGUUAGAUUUUGUAUAUGUACAGGGACUUUACUGCUGAAUCAGAAAAGGGAUUGGCUUUAUGAGGACGGAGAUGAUGAAUCUGCAGAUGUUUAUGCUGAGAGGUUGCAGGAUCUCAAAAAGUUGGUGGAUCCGAUUGAAUAUUGGUUUAAUGAAGAAGAGGCUCGACCACAAGCAGCUAAGAAUCUGUUUCAAACAAUAAGAGAAUGCCAGACAGCUGCAAGAUCACUACCAGCUAGUGAAAGAGAAACAGUGCUGUCGGAAUUGAAUGUACUAAUUAUGAGCAAUGGCUGGUAAACAAAAUUCAGGAACAGGAAUCACGACCCAAAAACAAUGACCCAUCACUAAGUUCACGCGAUAUUGAAGAUGCCACACAAAGCUUGCUAGAGUAAUAUUCUUGAAGUCUUACACAUUCCUAAUGUUUGUUUAUCCAAGAUUACUUUAAUAGUGCAUCUCUUCUGUAGAAUGUUGCUUUAUGAUUGAUUGAGUUUUGACUUUAUCUUGAUAAAACUUAUUAAUGUCAACUACGAAUUUUUACACGGAAGCACAAGAAAAUAAUCUGUAAGUUCUACAUGCAAUGCCCAAAAUAGUUGGCUAAUU